GGAGUUGGCUCCUGCAGAGUGAAGAUUUAAAUUCCAAGGUCAUGGCAGAAUAUCUGAAGUUCAUUGCCAGGACUGUGAUGGUACAGGAAGGGAACAUAGAAGGUGCAUACAGGACCCUAAACAGAAUCCUCACCAUGGAUGGGCUCCUCGAGGACAUUAAGCGACAGUGGUACUGCGAUGGCAGUACUAUGAAAAGCCUUGUCGCCAACGACGACGACGAAACCUGUCGGCGGAUCUACAACAUGGAAAUGGCUCGCGCCCAUAAGAUCAACUUCUUGAUGUGA
Molecule: messenger RNA, 284 nt
Organism: Neomonachus schauinslandi (Hawaiian monk seal)
Lineage: Eukaryota; Metazoa; Chordata; Mammalia; Carnivora; Phocidae
Product: 28S ribosomal protein S21, mitochondrial-like
Exons: 2
Coding region: 42-284 (80 amino acids)
Biological process (GO): translation
Cellular component (GO): ribosome
Molecular function (GO): structural constituent of ribosome
Source: RefSeq, a predicted model, not a curated record